CUCACUUUUUUUUAGAAUCCUCAAACUUAUAACGAAAAAUGAAAGAAGAAGACAACAAUAUAAUUAAAUAAGAAGAACAUUAAUUGUAUAUUUAACAUUACAUGAUACCAUUAAACUAUCUCUCUAUUCCUAACUAAAUAGAGCCCUACCAUACCACCCUCUAACUCUUAACGGAAGAGAAUCACCAUCUGCGCAAAUUACUCAACCUUAAUCAAUAACACUAAAUAAUCUGUUUGACUAAAGAAUAACUCCAGGAGGAAGUCUAUAAAAUGAUCGAUUUCCUCAUGAAACAUCUCAACUAUCUAUCCAAAGAAUAGAUCUUUGCUUAUUAAAAAACCUUUCGUUGUUAUGCUUAAAAAAAGGCACUUAAAUCUAUUUUCUUCUAGAUUUUCACUAGAUACUUACAAGCUGUGAAGACCAGGGAAGAAAUGAUAAAAUUUAUUAUUCGUAAAAGUAUGAAACACCAAAGAUAAAGUCAGAGCAAGGAAUAAAUAAAAGAGAAAAAAGAAAUCAGGAAGAUGAAUAUUGCAUUCGUCAAGCAAUUAUUCUAAAAUACUUCCUAUUAAUAAAAUUACUCUAAUUUUUUAAAUCAAUAUCUAUAAUUGGCUUUGAAUGAAAAUUAAUAGAAAAUUAAAAAAUAUGUACUAUUUAUAGUUGAUUUGAUAUAAUCUGAGUAAAUAAAUCAAGUCUUGAACUACAAGAGAUUCCCUUGGCUCAAUGAUUGGAUUAAUUAAUCAGUUCAAAUAGCUUAAGAAUUACAAAAUCUUUAGAACUAAGAACCUAAAAAAGCAAAAUCUGAUUACUACCUUACCAAAUGAUAAAAUUAUAAUUUUGUAUUAGUAUAAAAUAUAGAUUAAAAUAA
Messenger RNA from Paramecium tetraurelia, 862 nucleotides. RefSeq lists its product as uncharacterized. The record is from RefSeq and is a predicted model, not a curated record. NCBI's taxonomy places the organism in Eukaryota, Ciliophora, Oligohymenophorea, Peniculida, Parameciidae. The transcript has 5 exons.